Molecule: messenger RNA, 1408 nt
Organism: Brassicogethes aeneus
Lineage: Eukaryota; Metazoa; Arthropoda; Insecta; Coleoptera; Nitidulidae
Source: the annotation of a GenBank genome assembly
GAAUUUGACAGCCGCAAAAGGGAAAACAUCAAAAUUAGAUUUACCCAUGGCAUUUCAUUGAUUUCUCCAGAUAAAGUGUUAAUUUCCAUCAAAUAAAAUGGGAACUGAAAUACUUAAGUCGUUUAGUAGCUUACAAUCGGAACUAGAGCAAGCGAAAAGCAGUUUGAAAGGUGUAGACGAGAAUAUAAAGAGGUUAAUUGGUAGGGAUCCUUCAGAAGACAAAUCGCGUGUACGAAACGUAAGAACCAGGAAUUACUCUCACGAAAACGAUGAGCCACCAAGCAAAAGAAGAAGUGGUGUGUCUGUGUUUAAGAGGUUAUCUGACAGAGCGAUGCCAGAAUCGACAACACAAAAACAGAUGAUCAGUAAGGUUAUAGUCACUCCAAAGGAAGUUCCUAGCAGACUGGAGGCACUAGCUGCUCAAAGUAAAGACGAAAAAUCCAAAGCCAGAAACAGGCGGAUGUUUGGUGCUCUUCUAGGCACCCUACAAAAAUUUCAACAGGAGGAAACAAAGUUAAAACCAAAAGAAGAAAAGCGUGCGCAGCUCGAGAAAAAAAUUGAAGAACACGAAAUAAAAGAAAAGCAGGAAAUUAAGAAGGAAAGGCAAGAGUUGUUUUUGAAUAGGCGUAAGAAGCAAGCUGAGAUUAAAGUUAUUGAACUUAAAAUGCUAAGAAUGAAAGAGUAUGCCUAUUGGGAGGACAAACAAAAGCCAAGGGUCAAUUUUUUGACAACCAAAGCCAAACCACACAUCCAUUUUCUGCCCAGGAAGCUUAAUGAAGCAAGCAAAGAAAAAUUGGCAACCAACAAAAUUGAAAUUGAAAAAAUGAUUGAAAAGAAGAAAAAUAAAGUGUUGGAUGAGCUAAAACAGAUUGAAGAAAGAAUGAAUAAGAACUUUGAAAAGAAGCCAGAAGAAAAGGAUGAAGAGAACUUGAAUGAUUCUGUAGAUCAUGAUAUGGCUAAUAUUUCUCAAUUGGAUGAAUCUAUGCAGGAAGAUAUAAGCCAUAAUCCAGAACAUUCAACAAUAAAAGAAUCAGAAAAUCCCAUUGAAUCAAUGGAAAUUGAAAAUGGUUCAGAAAAUGUAGAUAAAUCAAAUGAAGAUAAAACAGAAGCUAAAGAGGCAACCAAAAUGGAUGAAAGUACAACGAAUAAUUUAAAUGAAGAACAUUUAGAAAGCCAUGUUAAAAAUAACAACUGCAGUGAAGAAGCCAUUUGAUAAAACUUUUGUAUGUAAUGUUAAGGUGACUUUUGUCUAUAAAUUUGUUUUGUAAAAUAAUUGUACGUAAUUUAUGGUUUUUGCAAAUUUUCUCCAUGAGAAAAUAUUACCUACAUUUAUUAUAAUUAAAUAAAACACAAUUUUAUCCACAACCAAAAUAUUUAUAUGGUUUAAUUUUGAAUAAAAAAACACCAA